AUCUGCUAGACUAUCGAAUCAAGCACACACACACACACACACACACACAUAUUAACAGCCAUAUAAAUUAGCCUCUUUUUCAACCAAAACAUAAAGCACAAAGAGUUUCCAUGCUAAAUGAAAGCUUUCCACGCAAAUUCAACGACUAGCAACAACAAUAACAACGAUGACCACCAGCAACAGCAGCAACAACAACAACAACAACAACAUCCUCAUCGUACCCCACAACGAUUAAAGCGCACCAGGGCUAAACGGAGCUGUGAUUUUUGCAGAAAACGAAAGUCGCGAUGUGAUGCCGAUACUUCAAUUCCUUGUUCCAAUUGCAAAGCAUGGGGACACACAUGCGAGUUUCAGACUGUUCGAAAAAAACGAGGCCCACCUACUAUGUGGAUAAUCUCGAGAAACGGUGCAAAAAGAUGGAAAAGCUUUUGACUAGCUUGACCAACGCAUCGAUCAAGGAACUCGAAAGGAACGAUUUUCGAUUCAAUCAGCAGCAACAACAACAACAACAACACCGUGGCAUACUGACGGCGUCUUCGUCUGUCGCUUCUGGUGUUCCUGCUACUACAAAAAAGAAUAAGAAGGGCAAAGCACGAGCUACUACUUCUCAGAUCAGCAACGACAACAGUAGCAAUGACGAUGUCGACGAUUCAUUGGAAUCCUUUUCCAGUGAUGAAGACGACGAUGACAUUGUCUCGAUUGAGAGUCAAGUCAGUGACAGCAACAAUAACAACAACAACAACCCGACACUAGAAGAACGACUUUCGAAUUUGGACAUCAAUGAUUAUGACACUAUUACGUAUACCGGCCGAUCUGCUAGUAUGGAUUUGCUCAACACGGAUCUGUUCAGGUUCAGACCUUUUGUUCCAUGGCCCGGCCGUAACGAUGUGGCCUUGCAGUUGACGGCCCAAAAUGAAUUGAUGGUUGUCAGAUCUGUUCAUGAUAAAUCUUCUUCUUCUUCUUCUCCUUCCACGACGCGUUUGGAUAUUGGUUUGUCCAUGCGCAGUGGUGGUGCUGAUCUCUCAGCUACUACUACUACUACUACUACUACUGCUACUACUACCGCUGCUAGUGCUAUUAAAGAAUACGAUGGCAGUGACGUUAUUACGCCACCUUCAAAAGAAGAGCAAGAGAAAAUGAUUGCCUUCUUUUUCGAGCACUUGCACUCAUUCAUGCCCAUCAUCAACAAAUCGCGCUUCUUGUCCGCAGAGCAACCACCCAACAUUCUUGUCCAAGCCAUUCUCGCCCUGUCGUUUCGCUUCAUCAGCCAGCACGAGCCAGCCAUCAACCCAAAAGCAGGCGACUAUGCUACCAUGUACUUUACCAAAGUCGCCCGGCGGCUACGAGACCCCGUACGCUCGCGUCUUUGCCACGUCCAAUCGGCCGUACUGAUGACACUGUAUCUCGACAUGGACGACGGGGACGAUUCGAUGCAAUGGUAUAUGCUCGGUACCGCUAUCCGUAUGGCACAAGAUCUAGGCCUACACCGCUCUUGUUCGCAUUGGAAAAUCUUGCCUCAGGCCGAGAUUGAAACCCGCCAUCGAUUGUUCUAUGCCUGCUACGUGUUGGAUCGCUGGCUCAGUGCAAGAGCUGGCAAACCAUUGACGAUUCUGGACCGUGAUUUUGAUACGCCCAUGCCAGCCAACAACGAAUACCAGGCUUUUGCCAUCAUGAUCAAGCUAUCGGAAAUAUUGGGUCGCGUGCUAAAAGCAUUGUAUGCGCCCAAGGCGAAGCAUUCCAAUGCAAAUGCAGGACUUGAUGAUCCUACUGUCAUUGAUGCGUUCGACAGAAGGCUCAAGUCGUGCAAGGCUGCCAUGGAAACGGAAUUGCCAUUCAUACAAAAAGCGUAUCUCGACAUAUACUAUCAUACCAUCCUGUUACUCCUGCACCGACCGUUUAUGGCCCAACAGUUAUCGCAGCAGAUAUGUACGCAUGCAGCAACGACGAUUAUGGAUCUGACGCGUCAAAUACGACAACAGCAGCCAAAGACGAUUCAAUACUUUUCGCUGUGUAUGCCAACCUGUUUCGUCUAUGCCUUGUUCCAAGCAACACUCGUCCAUCUGUCAAACGCCGUUCGCGAUCCAACCAUGUUUGAAAUGUUUCAACAAAGCGCCAUGCUGAUGCAACACUAUAGUCAUUUGGUGGUUGUCCGACGAGCGUUUGAAAUUGUGGAACUGUUUCGCACCAUGCAUGCACCAGCAGUUGAUGCAGCAGCAAAACAAGCAGCCGCAGCUGCAGCAGCGGUUGCUGCAGCACGUGUCGCAGUCAAUUACGCCAUGCCGUUUCCUCCGGGCAUGAUGCUAGGUGACAUUUACAACGUAUCACAGCCACCCACUCCACUUGUUGGUGCCACAACUGGUGCUGCACCUUUGUAUGACUGGGCGCCUUUGCUUCCGCAACAUCAUCAUCAUCACGCUCACACUCAUCCUUCCCAUCAACACCAUCAUCACCAUCAUCAACAACAACAACAGCAGCAGCAGCAACACGCGCCACAACCACAGCAUCAUACGCCGAUAAUAGGAACAGCUGCAGUACCAAUGACUGGUGUGGUUGAUCCCGCUACUACAACUGCGUCACAACCAGCAACAGCUGAUUUGACCAAUGUGUUUUCAACAUCUUCUUUCCAAGGAGGCUUGAUGGACAGUACCAUGACACUGACAGAUUCACCAACAUCUAUGCACGCCACGGCUCCUAGCGCCACACCUACUACUGCUCCUCCUCCUCCUUCCGCUACGAACAACAGCAACAACACCAGUGCCACUCCCUACCACGCUAACUCAACCUCAUCCACCUCUUCCUCAUCUUCAUCUUCGUUUAUCUCGACGCCGCAUCCCAUGGCAGCCAUUCUUCCACCAGCCGCCAACUUGCAUUGGACCGAUUGGGACGUGUAUCUCGACGAUCGUUCGUGCCAACAACAAAACCACCCUUCGCAACAUCGACCUCAUGCUUCUCGGCACCAUCAUUCCGCUUCGUUCCCUCAAGCAUCGUUUCCGCAUCAUCCUCAUCCCCCUCAUUAGAUAAUAGGCUGGCAUCCACCACACAUUACAUCUGAUAUAUCUUUGUUUUUCUCUUGUAAACAUCUUUCCCCCCCCCUUCACCUUUCUGAUCUUUGCUUUCUUUUGUUCUCGGUUGCUUUUUCUU
Molecule: messenger RNA, 3141 nt
Organism: Zychaea mexicana
Lineage: Eukaryota; Fungi; Mucoromycota; Mucoromycetes; Mucorales; Lichtheimiaceae
Product: fungal-specific transcription factor domain-containing protein
Exons: 5
Coding region: 330-3017 (895 amino acids)
Biological process (GO): DNA-templated transcription
Molecular function (GO): DNA binding; zinc ion binding
Source: RefSeq, a predicted model, not a curated record